This is a messenger RNA of Helicoverpa zea (corn earworm), 1137 nucleotides long. RefSeq lists its product as uncharacterized. The coding region runs from base 1 to 1137 and encodes 378 amino acids. The record is from RefSeq and is a predicted model, not a curated record. Lineage: Eukaryota; Metazoa; Arthropoda; Insecta; Lepidoptera; Noctuidae. The transcript has 5 exons.
AUGAAAUACGUGACAAUGUGUUCCCUCCUCUCGGUGAUAACUUUAAUAACCGUGUCUGUAAUCACGGGGUGUCAUGGCGAACAAAAACAGACCGAUCCAGACUCGUACAUGAGUCAGCUCAUAGCAGAUUUAUGGCUAGAGGGGGCCGAUGUCAUCCGGAUUAUUUGGCGGGAUUGCUCUAAAAAAUUAGUGGACGUGAAAGACGUAAUAGAUCACAAGGAGUAUUUCCCUAAGUUCGUAAGGUGCAUGAAGAGGAAGACGUUGAGAGCCCUCGACAGGUCACUGACCCCUGAUGUGGUGCCUGUGGCUGAUGGGAUCAACUUGGUGCGGUUUGAACUGGUUGAUAGAUCUGGGAAUGUUAUGCCUGAGAACGAAACCAGUUCCUGGACUGAGAAAGAAUUGGAUGAAGGCGAAUGGCGUACACUCGCUGUACAACGAAUGGCUAAAGUUCUGAAAACUCACGUAAUCAAGUUUGACUUUGACGAUGGAAAAACUAUUGAGAAAGUGGAAUACCGAGGUCGUCGGCGCCACCAAAUGAUGACGAUGAUGAUGUUCGGCAUCGUCUCCAUCGGCAUGGUGCUAGUCCCCAUGGGCUUCCAAUUCCUAGCGGUCCUAGGCGGCAAGGCACUAUUGCUCGCAAAAAUGGCCCUCAUACUCGCAUCAAUACAAGGACUGAAAAAGAUCGCUUCAAGUCCGGUGAACUACGGGUUUUACCACUCGUACCCAUACGACUAUUAUGAGAAGAGGAGUCGGGACGACUGGCCUCCAGCCGGCGUCAUGCCUGCCACGCCUCCUCCCGCCCUCUCCGUUCACAACCCUUGGACUGAUACAGAGAUCGUAAAACGCGAUAGAAUACACAUCGCAACUAACAAAGAACACAAAACAACUAAAGGCCCAGAAAUAGUGACGUGGCAACCCGAAUUACCGAAAGCUGUUAAAAAGGAGGCGGAACCUAGAGUUUAUCCGAUUUACGCUGGACCUUCAGAUGUACCAGGUUCUAUAUUUACCUCUAUCGAUGCUCCUACACCGCUUGCAGACUUGACAACGAGACCUGGUGAUGUGCAAGCAGACUACGCAAUCGAUUUGCCGUUCAAUCGAUUUCAUUUUCAAAGUCCCACUACUGUCGUUUCAGCUUGA